UGUUCGUAUAAAUAUAAAAGAAAAAGAUAAUGUUACUAUUCGAACCUUGUAAUAUUUUUUAUUUUUGAUAAUUGCGUUAAGGCUACUGUUCCUUGAAAACAAUUUAUCCUCGAUAAUAUGGUAUUAUAUUUAAUACCACGCAGAUUAUAGUUAUGUAUGUCAAACACUUUGACAAUGUUUUAAGUUUUAUAAAUACCUAUCACAAAUUAAUAAAUUGCCAUAUAGUUGAUUUUAUCACUGAGAAUUUAUGGGAAACAUGCUUACCGGAUGCGUUAAGAUCAGAACUGGAAAAAGAUAAAAUAGAUUGCACUUGCUGGACAGAAAAUGAGAGCCACCCCGCUCUUAAUAAUUUUAUGAAGUCAGCAAAGCGUCUUUCUUUGCAAUCAUGUUCUGUAGAAAUAACUCCAAAUGAUCUAGCAGACAUACUACCAAAUAUUAAGAAUAUAAAUAAAUGUAAAUGCAAAAGUACAAAAACAGAAUUUAUGAAUGCUAAGAAGUCGCACGAAGUUGAAUCCCUUGGAAACAUUAUUGGUACAGUAGCAACGUCGACCGGUAGCCUCGUAAUAGACGCCGGCGCCGGUAAAGCAUACUUAUCAACGUUUUUAGCCGAGAAUCAUAAAGUUCCUGUCCUUGCUAUAGACUGUUCCCAAUCGUGUUGGAAGGGAGCAAUUUGUAGGCAAAAAAAAUUAAAGAAGAAAAUGAAAUAUUCUCAAAGUUUGGUUCGAUACGUAGUCGAAGAAAUAAAUGAAAAAACAGAUUAUGCAAGAAUGGUAAAAGAAAAUUUUUGUGAUUGGAAUUUAGAUAGGAAUCUUGUAUUAACAGGUUUACAUACUUGUGGUUCCCUUACUCAUUCGAUUAUCGAAACAUUCUUAGCUACGGAUGAUAUUCAUCUUUUGUGCAUUGUGCCUUGUUGUUAUCAUUUAACGAACGAAACUUUCAACAAAAGAAUAAAUUUUUCCAAAAAUGCUAGAAUGUUAGCCCAGCAAUCCAUUGAGAGAAGCACAGAAAACAAAUUCGUGUCUUCCUCGCUAUUCUACAGGGCAGUUUUACAAGUGAUCCUUCACUCUAUAGGUAUUUACAAUGCUAGAGUAGGUCGCAGGGGUCCUUCGCACGAUUUUGUCAGUUACGCUCAAUGGGCAUUCUCAAGAAUUGGCGUAGAAUCGGGAAAGAUACCAUCCUUGGAGAAAUUAGAAAAUACAUAUCAAUUCUACGUACAUUUAACAAAACGAUUUUGUACAUUCCAAAUGUUAAGGGUACAUAUGGGCCUUGUGUUGGAAGCAGCCAUUAUGUUGGAUAGAAUAAUAUUUUUACAAAAGAGUAAUCAAUGUUCCAAAGUUGCUAUUUUGCGUUUAUUCGAUCCCGUUUUGUCACCAAGGCAUUACGGUAUUAUCGCAAUAAAAUAAUGUAAAAGUAUUAAGGAAGGAGAAGAUGAAAAAAGUUCGUUUCAUACACAGUAUAAUUACUUUAAACAGUAUAUUUGAUAGCAAAAAUAAAUUCGUUGAUAUUUAAUCGUUACGAUAGUUAAAUUAUUUUGAAUGAUUGG
This is a messenger RNA of Colletes gigas, 1543 nucleotides long. RefSeq names its product methyltransferase-like protein 25. The transcript is spliced from 4 exons. The record is from RefSeq and is a predicted model, not a curated record. NCBI's taxonomy places the organism in Eukaryota, Metazoa, Arthropoda, Insecta, Hymenoptera, Colletidae. Bases 153 to 1403 code for a protein of 416 amino acids.